CGUAUCCUUUUUCCUUCAAUGACACCAAAGCCCCUGUGGGUAGAGCUUGUGACCUGUCUCACGCUUGUUGUCAUAAAGGUGCUCAAACUAAGGUAGAUAUGAGCACCCAGUGGGAAGAUCCAACAGAGAUGUUUGCUGCUAUAGAUGCUGCUGUGGCGGCAGCACACAUUUCCCCACAAUUCAUUCCUCAGAUUAAGAGAUACCUUGUUACAGAGAGCACACAAUAUCAGCAGCAACCGUACCCUAACCCACCAUUAAAAGUUCAAGAAAAGCAACCAUUUUUACAUCGGCAACCAUCACAGACAUGUCAUAUCAUUCAGUCUGAUGCAGUCUCACCUGCACUGCAGUCCAACCAGUUGUCUGCAGCAAGAUCCCACAGCUACUUGCAGCAAUCACCACUCAACGUCAGCUAUGACACCCAUCUGCAAAAAUUUAUUUCCCAGAAUUCUUUGAAUUUUGAGCAGUCUCAAACACAACCACAAGUACGACAAGUUUCUCCAACUGUACUAAACCAAAGUUCUAAAACUUUUCAAGUGAAACACGUUUCGCAGGUUCUCCAGGCAGACACCGCAUUUUCUUCACCUGUAACAUCACAAACAGUGGGUUUAACCAGUACAACGUACCACAACUUUCCUAUACCUAAUUCUGGCGGAGUCAGCUCUACAUCACACUCUUUUUUCUCUAAUAAUUAUAACAUGCAAGUUCCUGUUGCUCAAAUGGGUCAGCUUACAAGUGGAGCCCAGAUGACACCCUUCCUUCUUGUACCCAUGACUGCUCAGAAUUUGAAAGGCUUGUCUGGUCAUCAAACAAAGACCAGAAAAAGAAGGAGAAAACAAAAUCGGACACCAGACACAAGUCACCUUCAAAGUCAGAGGCAGACACAAGAGGAAGUAAGCGGUCCCAACAAGGGCUCAAACUCUUCAUCUAAAUCUAAGCCAAAUGCAGGUAAUUGGAUUCCACCGAUGCCAAAGUCCAAUGUGGUAUUAAGUGAUGCCAGAGCUGAUUCUAACAGUGAUCAAGAUGGUUUCAUUGGAUUGGAUCUUGAUCCACGGGUGCCUAGGUCCGAUGUUGUAUUGAGUGGUGGCAGAGCUGAUUCUAACAGUGAUCAAGAUGGUUUCAUUGGAUUGGAUCUUGAUGUCAGCUGUGUUGAAGAAAAUGAAAAUUCUGGUGACUCAUUCAAGAAUGCUGAAACAGUUGGACAAAAUAAUACUGAUAGCUCAACAGACAGUGUUGAUUGUACCGAUUACAUUUAUAUUGAGUGA
Lymnaea stagnalis (great pond snail) is the source of this 1262-nucleotide messenger RNA. The record is from the annotation of a GenBank genome assembly. NCBI's taxonomy places the organism in Eukaryota, Metazoa, Mollusca, Gastropoda, Lymnaeidae.